AUGGCUGUUUUACGAUCUGUUUGGGAAUUUGCAUUCAAAAAGGUUGAUAAAGAAUUGAAAGGCCUUGGUAAGGAUGAAAGCAAAGACAUUCUAGAAGUCUUGGAAGAGCCAAUAUCAGAAAUAAUCGAAGGGUUAGAAGAACCUCACACAGAACUUCAACAAAGAUGGUGGAAAAUGAAACUAAGUGCUGUAUUUUUGUUACAAACACAAGAAAGAAAUGUUUGUUCCAGACCAAUGGCAGGCUUACCAUCUAUAAGUUAUGAUACUUAUUUUGAUAUGGUGAAAGCUUUUAAUUGGUUCGAAUCUAUUGUAGAGGUUCCCUGCUCGUUGGAAACUACAGAAAGAUUGAACUUUUAUUCUAAAUUAACGCAGCAUAUUCAACGCGAGCCUGUGACAUAUCUAGAUCUUCAACUUAUCUCUUCUCUGAUUGGUCAUUUUCUACAACUCAGAUUUCAUGAUCAACCAAUCAAUUAUGAGGAAAAUGGGAUAGAAUUUCAAGAACUUAUAUCCAAGUUAAUGGAAAUCACAAUUCAAUAUUCAGAACUUCUAGAAAAUUUGAAUGGAGAAGUUUUGUCAGAAUUUUUAAAUAGAAUUCUGGUCUUGCCUGUGUUAUAUUUAGAAAAGUCAAACUUGAAAUUUAAAAAAAGUGAUCAAAAUGUGGAAUUUUUCUCUAAUUUCUGUGCGAAAUCAAAUUUGAAUUUCAGCCAAUUAGACAUUUCCAAGUUUCCUUGUGUAUUAUGGAUAAAAUGCUUAAAAUUUGUCUCCAAAACUCUCCGGGCAAAAUCAAACGUAGAUUUCGAAGAAGCCAUGAACAAGAGAUUUUUCAAAGUGAACAAUUUUGAAAGUAAAAUGGAAAGUUUGUGUGUGGAAUUUCUGCAAAUUAGAGGAGCAUUAUUUAAGAAUCUUUCUGAAGAAUUUAGCCAAGAUAAAGAUAGACUAUGUGAUUUAGUUUCAAGCGUGUUUUACAAGCAACAAGCCUUCUCAAAAAAAGAAGCGAAAGAGAGAAAGGCUGUAGAAAGUUCGUCUGAUUCCUGUUUGAGAAGAAUUGGAACUAAAAGUCCUGGUUUUGAAGAUGAUAUUGAGAAUUGGCUCAAGCUGCAAGAUUUGCACGAAUUGGACCAAAAAGGAUAUUUAGACCUAUUUCUGAAGAAUCCUGCCGUAUUAUUUAAAGAAAAAUAUUUAUAUGAAAUAUUGGAGAUAUAUCAAAACUCAAGCCAACAGAAUUUUACCAAGGAAACAAUUUGUAAAUUGAGAAAGCUGGUGUGUGGAGUAUUUAGAAAUCUACCUCUAGUUCUACAACAGAAGUUUAUUCUCCAUGGUUACAGAGAGAAUGUCAAUCUACAGUUACUAUCUGAACCAGAAUUUAACUCAGAACUUACCGUUAUCUUCAAUAAAUUUACCAACAAUUCUACCGAGCAGGUUUUGCAAGAUGUGAUGUAUUUAUUGCUGAUAGAUGUAGAAACCACAAUGGAAAGACUGGUUGAUGCUGUCAUAAAUAAUUCUGGUCAAAUAGACACAGUUAUCCAGAUAUUACAGUCUUUACCUGACUUAUGUAAAUGUCGCCACACCCUAAAUCAUCCGAAAACGACUCUACUAGUUUGGUCCAUAAAAAAUGUUAUUACUAAAUCACGAAUAGAAAAACAACAGGAAAAAAACUUCCUCAAAUUUAUUUCUGCAGUUUCAAAGGAUUACAGAUAUCAAAUUCUUCAAGACAAAGAUUGUCAGGAACCAUCAGUUCUAAAUAUUCAGGAAUUCGUCUUGAUUUGUAUCAUUGCCAAUUUAUAUAAGGAGUCAUUGUAUACAGACACGUUUUCACUUCCACUAGAAUUCACCAUCAAACUUUUUACAACAGUUCUCGAGGCGACAAGAGACAAGCCUUGUGAUUGGUUGAUAAAUCUCUUUCCACUUUGUACCUUGCUUCACAUUGGUGACGUUUAUAAUGAAGUUGUUCAAUCAUUGGUUGAAUUUGAAUAUUUUGAUACAAGGAUGGUGAUUCGUCAAUUAAUUCACAAGUUAUUAGCGGCGAUGAAAAAUCCUUUGAGAAAAUGGAAUUUUAAAGUUGAAGAGAAACAUUUUGAUUGGUUCAUGUAUCAUAUAGAAGAAUAUGAUUGGAGAAUAAAAAUAGCUCUACAUAAAUUUAUUACAAGUUUUACUGUGGAUGGACAUGAGUCCCAUACACAGUAUUUAAAAGAAAUUAUAACUUGUGCUAUUGAAACUGGAGAUGUCAAGUUGGUGCUAGAACUAGGCGUAAUCAAUGAAGAAGUAACAGAAAUGGUGUUAGACAACCUACACAUGCUGCCAGUGACUCAAAUAUCUCUUACUAUAGCUCUAAUACAGGUAUUACCUGGGCUGCUACCAACAGAAUGGUCUAGACUCUAUAAACUAGUACUGUUAAUUAUCUAUCAUUUAAACCGAUUUCCACUCAGACUACUGUUUGUAGAGAAAGUUAUACCACAACAUCUUCCAGAUGUGUAUGUAGAACUCGGCGGUAUACAAUUUAUAAAUGAUGCAGUGGUAGUUUUAACAGACCGUUUACCACCAGAUAUUUUACAGCAUGUACUUAGAUCUUAUGCUGGCCUGGUUCAGUUUAUUUUAUGCGAAAACUGCAAAGAGCCACCAACAGAGAGUAGGGCGUUAUUUUUCGCUGAUUUGUUUAGUUGUUUGGCCAUCACCAUGACAAUUGUUGUUAGGGAGCAUCAGGAAACAUUGUUCGUUUGUUUGUUAGAUAUCCUGGCAGAAGUGAAAAAAAUUGACUCUGUGAAGUGUGCAAUGAGGGAGACUUACUAUCCAGCGCUUCACAAGGCAGUUUAUAUUAUCAAAGAUGGACAAAUGGCUCGAACUUUAUCAUCCAGGUUGGAUGAGAUACUUUUGUAAUAAAUAAAAAAUGAUUUUAAAAGUC
Lottia gigantea (owl limpet) is the source of this 2899-nucleotide messenger RNA. RefSeq lists its product as hypothetical. Lineage: Eukaryota; Metazoa; Mollusca; Gastropoda; Lottiidae. Gene Ontology annotation, biological process: rRNA processing; spliceosomal snRNP assembly. The record is from RefSeq and is a predicted model, not a curated record. The coding region runs from base 1 to 2874 and encodes 957 amino acids. Gene Ontology annotation, cellular component: SMN complex. The transcript is spliced from 15 exons.